AUGGAAGAUAAACCUGAGCAAAUCCGAGAACAAGUAACAAGUGAGAAGAAGAAGGACCCGAAGAGAGUAGCCGCAGGAAAACGAUUAGCUGCAAUCAGCAAAAUAGCAAAGGAGAGGAAAAAGAAACUUGCGCAACCUAAGGAGACAUCAAGUAAUGAUAGUAUGAUUACCUACAUAGGAGUGGCCAUUGCACUGGUAUCUCUAGUGCUAGCAUUCAAGUCGCAUCAGAGGGAAACCAGGGAACCGGAACCUAAGCACGUAACUGAGACUGUCGAGAUAACUAGGAAAGUUGACGAGUCCAAGUUAGAUUCACUUGAAUGA
Paramuricea clavata is the source of this 321-nucleotide messenger RNA. Lineage: Eukaryota; Metazoa; Cnidaria; Anthozoa; Malacalcyonacea; Plexauridae. The record is from the annotation of a GenBank genome assembly.